GCGCUAAAAUAAUUCGGCCAAUGGGACGGGACCACGUUUGUCGGCAAACACGGAUGUGAGCAGCCAGGCACCGCGCUGAAAUGUAGGGCGAUUUGAAUUGUACACCAAGGAGGUUCACCAAGAGGAGACUUCCAAAAGUAGGUGGCCGACAGCACCCUAUAAAUAACAACACACAUUUAAACCUCAGCAGUCGGCAGAGAGACACACGGAACUAGAGUUUCGCAUUCCUUUAUUCCACUCGGACAUAUUUAUAAACCGGACUACAGAAACAUCGCGUUCUUGCCAAGUAUGCCGGAUAUGUCGCUGUUAGGAUGAUCUGGGUGUAAAUACUCGUUCUGUCCUAUUGCGCGUUGUGAAUCCCGGUGGAAAGACACACGGCUGUAUUUCGGGGGUGUGAUAAAUGUCAUCAUGGAGUCGGGACGGUGGAGAGGUUUGAGCAGUGUCCUGUCCUCCCUGUCUCUGCUCUGUGUGCUGCUGGACCUACAGCUGGACGGUGUGUUAGGAGCAACACCUGUUGAGAUUGAGCAUCAUCUGGAAAUGGGCCGUAAGCUGCUGGCAGCCGGACAGCUGGCUGAGGCCCUGUCUCACUAUCAUUCAGCUGUGGAGGGUGACUCUAAGAACUACCUGACAUACUACAAACGGGCCGCUGUUUUCCUGGCUAUGGGAAAGUCCAAGUCAGCUCUGCCUGACCUGUCCCAGGCCAUACAGCUCAAGCCAGACUUCCUUGCGGCCAGACUGCAGAGGGGUAAUAUUCUACUGAAACAGGGAAGUACUCAAGAGGCUAGAGAAGACUUCCAAGCAGUACUGAAGCGUUCCCCGAAUCAUGAGGAAGCACAUGAUCAGCUCAGUAAGGCCGAGGAGCUGGAGUUACUCCAGGAAGAGGCGCAUGAGGCCCAUCACCGUGGAGACUACAUCACUACGGUCCAGGUGCUGGAGAAAGUCAUAGAGCUCUCUCCUUGGGAUCCAGAGUCUCGAGAACUAAGAGCCGAGUGCUACAUCCGACUCGGGGAUCCACGGAAGGCCAUUAUGGACCUGACACCAGCAACACGUCUCCGUGCGGACAACCGAGCAGCCUUCCUCAAACUCAGCCAACUCCAUUACAGUUUAGGCGAUCAUCACGACUCGCUUAAUCAGAUCCGUGAGUGUCUGAAGCUGGAUCAGGAUGAUAAGGAGUGUUUCGCUCACUACAAACAGGUCAAGAAGCUCAGCAAGCAGCUGGACUCUGCAGAAGAGCUGAUCUCAGAACAGAGGUAUCAGGAGGCCAUUGAGAAGUAUGAAUCUGUGAUGCGAACAGAGCCGAACGUGGCUUUCUACACUAAUAAAGCAAAGGAGAGGAUCUGCUUCUGCUUAGUCAAAAUGAAGAGCGCUGAGGAGGCCCUAGACAUUUGUUCGGAAGCCCACCAGAGAGAACCUCAGAAUAUCCACAUCCUCCGGGACCGAGCGGAGGCCUACAUCUUACUGCAGGAAUAUGAGAAAGCUGUGGAAGACUAUCAGGAGGCACGGGAGUUUGAUCAGGACAACCAGGAGAUCCGUGAAGGUCUUGACCGAGCACAGAAGCUCCUCAAGCAGUCUCGCAAGAGAGACUAUUACAAGAUCCUGGGGGUCAGCAGGAGUGCCAACAAACAGGAAGUCAUAAAAGCGUAUAGAAAGCUGGCUCAGCAGUGGCAUCCUGAUAACUUCCAGUCGGAAGCAGACAAGAAAGAGGCAGAGAAGAAGUUUAUUGAUAUCGCAUCAGCAAAGGAAGUGCUCACAGAUCCAGAAAUGCGUCAGAAAUUUGAUUCUGGCGAGGACCCUCUGGACCCUGAGAAUCAGCAGGGUGGAGGAGGUGGAGGAAGCAGAGAAUGGCCCUUUGGCUUCAACCCCUUUGAAGGCGGAAACUUUCACUUCAAGUUCCACUACAACUGAUAACAGAUGGGCUGAUGCGGUGUAAACGGACUAAGAAACCUGGCUAGAGAUCCUGCUUUGGAGGAAACGUAUCAAACAGGGAGUUUUUUGUCGUCGAGACUUGAAUCCACAGGCUGUUUUGGACUUCUCCAGAAGCAAAUUACUUAAUCGGUGAAAAACCACUAGUUUGGUGUUUGAUUUCCUGUCCUUCAAUACGUAAAAAAGAGUGAACUUGGAGUCUUAACCCCAGCUGAGUCAUUUUGGCUCAGAAUUUUUGAUCUUUCUUUGACAUGUGCCAUCACUUUGUCUUUCUCAUACUGUCUUUUUUUUCUUUUUCUGCUGCUUAUGUUUGUUUUCUUUGAAUGACACUCCAAAAUAGUCUGUGCCAUGUACUUCUGACACCAGAAUGUCAUAUUUACGUUCUUGAAGAUUCAGCUCUGACAUGCUGGCAGUCUUGAAAUAGAUAAAACAGUAUUGCACAGUUUUUGGCAAAGGAGGUACCUUUUCUCAUAUCUUUGUCUCAUUUUUUUUUUAACCCAACUGCAUAAAACUACCAGAAAUGAACAUGCUUUAUAACUGCUUCAUAGCCUGACACCUUUGAUCUGAUGCCAGUUUGCACAGUAUUUUUUUUACUGAAAUCUUUGCUAAAGUUUAGAUGACAGAUGUUUAUGAUCAUUGGACAGCUGUUGCAGAUGAUAAAUCAGAUGACAGGCUAUGAAGCAGUCUUUAUGUGGUUGAAGUUUUUUCCUCUAAUAUAUCCACAGGUCAAUGUCCCACAACAAAGCUUUAAAACUAUUAUGUAAACUUAACGAGUCACCCCUGCACCAACUCGAGCUGAAGGUCAACCAACUUAAGAAAUCAUUAGCUAUUGGAAAAAAGUAAUUAGCUAAAAAAAAAAGUAAUAUUUGAAAAUUUAUGAAAUGUGGCAAAGGUCAUUUAAAAGGUUUGUGGGUUUUUUGGGUAUGUGCUUGUUAGUUUGUGCUGACAUGCCAAUGCAAUGUCUCCUUUGACCUUAUUGAUGUUACGGACAUAGUUCUUCCUAAUGUUUUAUGCUUAUUUUUCAUUUGUUUUAAGCUAAAACAAAUUCAUGAAAAUCUCCAAGAUAUACUGUAUUUAAGAAAGAGUAUUUAAGA
Molecule: messenger RNA, 3017 nt
Organism: Cyprinus carpio (common carp)
Lineage: Eukaryota; Metazoa; Chordata; Actinopteri; Cypriniformes; Cyprinidae
Gene: dnajc3b
Product: DnaJ heat shock protein family (Hsp40) member C3b
Biological process (GO): protein folding in endoplasmic reticulum
Cellular component (GO): endoplasmic reticulum
Molecular function (GO): misfolded protein binding; protein-folding chaperone binding
Source: RefSeq, a predicted model, not a curated record